Molecule: messenger RNA, 2244 nt
Organism: Amblyraja radiata (thorny skate)
Lineage: Eukaryota; Metazoa; Chordata; Chondrichthyes; Rajiformes; Rajidae
Product: serine incorporator 1
Exons: 10
Coding region: 94-1512 (472 amino acids)
Cellular component (GO): membrane
Source: RefSeq, a predicted model, not a curated record
CCUAGUCGACGGCCCCCAGCUGCCGGGCACCACGGCCGUCAGUCGAGACGGCGGCCGCACUGGAGGAGGAGCUCGCGGCGGGGGCGUUGGGACAUGGGCGCCCUUUUAACUGUCUGCUCUGUCGGGAGCCUGGUAUCAUGUCUGUGCAGCAGUGCGCCUUGUUUGCUAUGCAGCUGUUGCCCCAAUUCCAAGAAUUCUACAGUAACCAGAUUGAUCUACGCAUUCAUUUUGCUUCUGGGCACCCUUGUGGCGUGUGUUAUGCUGGCACCAGGAAUAGCAAUACAACUAAAAAAGAUUCCAGGAUUUUGUGAAGAUGGCUUUGGUACUCAGCUUCCGAAUGUUCAUGGGGCGGUGAACUGUGAUGUCUUAGCUAGUUACAAGUCAGUUUAUCGUAUAUGCUUCGGAUUGGCUGUCUUCUUCUCUCUUUUCGCUCUGCUUUUAAUCAAUGUAAAAUCGAGCAGAGAUCCCAGAGCAGCAAUACACAACGGAUUCUGGUUCUUCAAAGUAGCUGCCGUUAUAGCUAUCAUAGUGGGAGCCUUUUACAUCCCUGAAGGACCUUUUACAAAAGCUUUGUUUGCCAUCGGAACAGCAGGUGCAUUCUGCUUCAUAUUAAUCCAGCUAGUUUUACUGAUCGACUUUGCUCAUUCUUGGAACGAGUCAUGGGUGGGAAAGAUGGAGGAUGGCCGCUCCAAAUGCUGGUAUACAGCUUUGGUCUCCAUUACCAGUCUGAAUUACAUCCUGUCGUUCAUUGCAAUUGUGCUUUUCUAUGUGUUUUACACCACACCUGGAGGAUGUAUUGAGAACAAAUGCUUCAUUAGCUGCAACAUGAUCUGUUGCAUUGUUCUAUCUGUAAUUUCUAUUCUUCCAAAAAUACAGGAAGUGCAGCCUCAAUCUGGUCUCCUUCAGUCCUCAGUCAUUACGCUGUACACCAUGUAUCUCACCUGGUCUGCCAUGUCAAAUGAGCCUGAUGGAGAAUGUAACCCUAACUUUAUAGGCCUUAUUAAAAACCUGGUCAUUCCCGUCAAUAGAACUGCAUCUUUGAGCAUUGCUCCUUCCUCUUCACCUGGACCUCCGACCGCAGUGCAGUGGUGGGAAGCACAGAACAUUGUGGGUCUCGUCCUCUUCAUCCUGUGUCUGUUAUACUCGAGCAUUCGUACUUCAAACAACAGUCAGAUGAAUAAACUGUCGUUCUCGACCAGUGAAACUGUUGUGUUGGAUGACUCGUUGUCUGGAGUUGCCGUUGAUGACCAGGGAAAUGGCAAAAGAGUCCAGGACAAUGAACAGGACGCGGUCCAAUACAGUUAUUCAUUCUUCCAUUUCAUGCUUUUCCUGGCUUCUCUCUAUAUAAUGAUGACGUUGACAAACUGGUACAGCCCCGAUGCUGACUACAAGACAAUUACAAGCAAAUGGCCGUCCGUCUGGGUGAAAAUCACCUCGAGCUGGAUAUGUCUCCUUUUAUAUCUGUGGACGUUGGUGGCGCGUCUUGUUCUUACCAACCGUGAUUUUGACUAGCAUGGUGCAUUCCUGUUCCACAUUGAUUGCUGAAUUAAACAAAGUCCAACAAACAUGAAACCAAAGGGCAUGGCGCUUUUUUUAAAAAGAAAAGCAUUGAGUUUGGAUGAUCGUUCAGGGGGCCAAUGCACAAAAUCAUCUUAACAAAUAAGAAAAAUGCUUUUAGCCUUAAAGUUAGCUCCAGAUGAUUAAUAUGCAUCCUUUAAAAAAAAAAGAUAAGUGAUGAAAGCAUUAAAACAUUUUUAAUUUAGCUUGUCUUUCAUAGAUUUUAAGGCAGUAUUUUCUACAAGCUCCUUUCUGACUACUGCAAUGUGCUUAACAUUGUUGUUUUCUUUAAGCUUUCUGUAACGUUGGAUACAUCCAUGCUCUAUUUAGCCUUUGUUAUAAAUUGAAGCCUUUAUUAAUGCAUAAUUGACAUGAUUUUUGCGCAUUAUGUAAGUUGAACAGCUGUUAUUGGUAGUAAACAUGUCAUUCCUCUGAGCCACAUGAGCUUCACUAAAAAGCAUUAAAUAUUGUCUCGGUUGGUAUUUAAUGUGUUUUUUAUGGCUGAUAGUGGGCAUGAUGGUUGGAAAUGGGCCAAUAAGAUUAAGCAGUGUGUCUUGGGCUGCAAAUGAAGCCUCGUCCAAAUAAUCUUGUCUUUAAAGAGUUUAUUAAUUCUAUGAAAAAGAGGAAUGCUAAAAUAUUCUAACCAAAGUUGUAUCAUUAAAAUUAUGAUUAAAAUACUAGAAAAUA